UACUAGUUCCCAAUCACUAAACCCCAUGUGAGCUAGCUUUUCAUUUUGCAAGAAAAUGCUCAUCUUGCAUAAUAUUCAUCCAUGGAUUUCCCCAAGAUUUCAAUAUUUCUCAAAGGUUUCAACUUUUAGAAGAGAACCAAUCCCAUUUCCAUGCUGCUGGAUCAAUUCUUCAGCUUUACAUACAAAUAACAUAUUCAUGAGUUCUCAAGUAAAGAAGUCGGAGUUUAAUAACAUAAAAGCAUCACAUAAGACGGGUUUCGAGUCGGGCCCCUUGAAGGUGAAGCUACCAGAUUACUCUCAGGUGCAUCUGACAAAGAUAGUUCUUGCUGCAGUGACGUCUUACUUACUUGCUAAACUGAUACAACAAAAUCGUGGGAAAAUAGUGAUUGUUGCUCUACAACAUCUAAUAUCUCGCGCAUUUCAAUCAUUUACUGCUACAAGUUUGCCCCUUGCAUGCAUCUCUAAUUCUAUGAAUAAACCUACACCUCUGGGAUUGGAUGUAUCUUUUCCCUCCUUGCAUGACAUCAAAUGGAAUUUUUCACGUCUGGCGUAUUUAUUUAACAUACAGCUUGAAAGAAAUGUGUCUACGUUCUUAAUUGUGCUUUCUGGAGCUUGUUUCUCAUUUGUUUUUAUUGGUGGUUUACUCUUUUAUAAGUACAGGGGUAAUACACAGUCGUUUGAGGACUGUCUUUGGGAAGCUUGGGCAUGUUUGUGCUCUUCAUCAACUCAUCUAAGACAAAGAACUAGGGUUGAACGUGUUAUUGGGUUUGUUCUUGCUAUAUGGGGCAUAUUGUUUUAUUCUCGUCUGCUGGGCACUAUGACAGAACAGUUCAGGCAUAACAUGCAAAAACUUAGAGAAGGAGCACAAGUGCAAGUUCUUGAGAGUGAUCAUAUUAUUAUUUGUGGAGUUAAUAGUCACCUGAGCUUCAUAUUGAAACAACUAAACAAGUAUCAUGAGUUUUCUGUGCGAUUAGGUACAGCUGCAACUAGGAGGCAGAGAAUUCUUCUCUUAUCUGAUAUUCCAAGGAAGCAAAUGGACAAAACAGUUGAUAAUAUAGCAAAAGAUCUUCAUCAUAUUGACGUCCUCACAAAGAGUUGCAGUCUAAGUUUAACAAAAUCAUUCCAAAGGGCUGCAGCAAAUAAUGCACGUGCCAUAAUUAUUUUGCCAACCAAGACUGAUAGGUAUGGAAUUGAUACAGAUGCAUUUCUAUCUGUCCUUGCCCUCCAGCCUAUUUCAGACAUGGAAUCUGUUCCUGCAAUAGUUGAGGUUUCAAGCCCCAAUACAUGUGAUCUCUUAAAGUCAAUCUCAGGUUUGAAUGUUGUGCCUGUGGAAAAUGUUACAUCUAAAUUAUUUGUUCAGUGCUCUCGCCAGAAGGGGCUCGUAAAGAUCUAUAGACAUUUGCUUAAUUACCAAAAAAACGUAUUCAAUCUUUGCAGUUUUCCUCAUCUAGCGGGAUUGAAGUAUUGGCAACUAAGAAAUGGAUUUCAAGAGGCUGUUGUUUGUGGUCUUUAUAAGAAAGGAAAGAUGAACUUUCAUCCAUUGGACAAUGAAAUAUUCGAUGAAGAUGACAAAGUAUUAUUAAUUGCACCUGUUAACGGGAAGAAAGAUUCACAGAUUUCAUAUUUUAAUUCAAUUAAAGAACAAGGAAUUGACCCUCAUAACCUUCAAGUUUUGAAAGAGAUUGGCGAAGAAGCUCCACAUAACGCCCUUCAUGUGGCAAAAGCACGAUUGGAGAAAAUUGUCAAACGUCCAGCAAAAUCAGGUUCGAAGGCAUCAGAUUGGAGCGUGGGACCAAAAGAAUGCAUACUAAUGCUUGGAUGGCGGUCGGAUGUUGUAGAAAUGAUUGAAGAAUAUGAUAAUUACUUAGGACCUGGAAGUGUUGUGGAAAUUUUGUCAGAUGUGCCAAUUGCGGAACGAGAAAAAACAUACAAAUUUUCUGGUGGACGUAAAUUGAAAAACGUCCAAGUCAUUCAUAAGGCUGGAAACCCAAGGAACUAUGAUGCCUUGAAAGAGACCAUUGAACAUACUCAAAAGUCUGUUAAGAAAGGAGAAGAUGUUCCAUUUUCUGUUGUGGUUAUAUCUGAUAGAGAGUGGCUGCUUGAAGAUCCAUCAGGGGCCGAUAAGCAGUCUGCAUAUUCUCUCCUUCUUGCCGAAAGCAUUUGCCAGAAGAUUGGUGUGAAGGUUCAUAAUCUGGUUGCAGAAAUUGUUGACUCUAAAUUGGGAAAACAGAUUACUAGAAUCAAGCCAUCAUUAACUUACAUAGCAGCCGAGGAAAUAAUGAGCCUCGUGACAGCUCAAGUUGCCGAAAAUUGUGAACUUAAUGCAGUUUGGAAAGACAUAUUGGAUGCAGAUGGAGAUGAAAUUUAUGUCAAGGAUAUAGGUCUAUAUAUGAAGGGGGAUGAGCAUUUAUCAUUUUCAGAGCUCUCUGAAAGAGCGCGAUUAAGGAGAGAAGUCGCCAUUGGUUAUGUGAAAAACAACAAAAAGGUUAUCAACCCAGUUCCCAAAUCUGAGCCUCUCUCCCUUGAACUCACUGAUUCUCUCAUCGUUAUAUCAGAACUUGAAGGCGAACAACCGAUUCUCUUAUAAAAUGUGACUCGUUUAAGACGGCUCUCUGCUGCUUUUUUUUGUUACUGCAUGGUGCCGCGGGUUUUACAUGUGCAGGGCAUAGAUACACAACAAUCUUCGUACAAAUUGAUUUUGAGUUGGAAACAAAAACCAGAGAAGAUACCCUUGCUUUCAAGCAUGGCGUAAAGCGUAGGCUUUUUACAAGGUUUUUAAAAAGAAAACAAAACCUCAGAAAAUCAUAAGUGAUCAAUUUUGUAUAACUUGUUACAUUCAAUGCCUCAAUGGGAAAUGUAUUUUUGGGUC
This is a messenger RNA of Erigeron canadensis, 2869 nucleotides long. Its product is annotated as putative ion channel POLLUX-like 2. The transcript has 24 exons. The coding region runs from base 56 to 2587 and encodes 843 amino acids. The record is from RefSeq and is a predicted model, not a curated record. Gene Ontology annotation, biological process: monoatomic ion transport. Lineage: Eukaryota; Viridiplantae; Streptophyta; Magnoliopsida; Asterales; Asteraceae.